GACGCCUGCAGAGCCCCGCUGCUGGUGCAGCAGUGGCUGAGGCAGCGGGUGCUGCUGCAUCCGGACCUCCUGCCUCAGAGUCUCCUCCUAGUCUCCGGGUGGGGAGGUGGGACGUGGCCAGGCCAAGGUUGUGGUAGUGCGCAGUGCCCGCUGCGGCUUGGGGGGAAUUGAGGCUGAGGCCUGUCAGAGCCAGUCAGGGAGGCGCCCACAGUCCUGACAGGAUAAGAUGGCGGCGAUGGCGCCUGGAGGUGGUGGCAGUGGUGGCGGCGGUGUGAAUCCAUUCCUCAGCGAUUCGGACGAGGACGACGACGAGGUAGCGGCGACCGAGGAGCGGCGGGCAGGACUUCGGCUGGGUUCCGGGAGCGGCCUAGAUCCUGGCUCUGCGGACUCGCUGUCGCCCCAGGAUCCCGUGGCCUUAGGGAGCAGUGCGCGGCCAGGGCUCCCUGGGGAGGUGUCGGCGGCUGCGGUGGCACUGGGGGGCUGUGGGGAGACCCCUGCCCGCUUGUCCAUUGACGCGAUCGCGGCUCAGCUGUUGCGCGAUCAAUACUUGCUGACCGCUCUGGAGCUGCACACCGAGCUGUUAGAGAGUGGCCGCGAACUGCCUCGGCUGCGCGACUACUUCUCCAAUCCGGGCAACUUCGAGAGGCAGAGUGGGACCCCGCCGGGGAUGGGGGCGCCGGGGAUCCCUGGAGCAGCUGGCAUUGGAGGCGCAGGAGGUCGGGAACCGAGCACGACGUCUGGCGGGGGACAGCUCAAUCGAGCUGGGAGCAUCAGUACUCUUGAUUCUUUAGACUUUGCAAGAUACUCAGAUGAUGGGAACAGGGAAACAGAUGAAAGAGUGGCAGUCCUGGAGUUUGAACUACGGAAAGCCAAGGAGACCAUUCAGGCCCUCCGAGCCAACCUGACAAAGGCUGCAGAACAUGAAGUUCCUUUACAGGAACGAAAAAAUUACAAAUCAAGUCCUGAAAUUCAGGAACCAAUCAAACCUCUUGAAAAGAGAGCUCUAAACUUCUUAGUCAAUGAAUUUUUAUUGAAGAAUAACUACAAGCUUACAUCAAUAACCUUUUCAGAUGAAAAUGAUGAUCAGGAUUUUGAACUAUGGGAUGAUGUAGGAUUAAACAUUCCAAAACCUCCAGACUUACUGCAACUCUACCGAGAUUUUGGAAACCAUCAGGUGACGGGGAAAGAUCUUGUGGAUGUGGCCAGUGGUGUAGAAGAAGAUGAAUUAGAGGCUCUUACACCAGUUUUAGGCAACCUUCCUCCAAGCCUUGAAACUCCUCAGACUGUAGAGAACUCCUUGCUAGUACAGAAAUUAGAAGAUAAAAUUAGUUUAUUAAAUAGUGAGAAGUGGUCUUUGAUGGAGCAAAUCAGAAGACUUGAAAGUGAAAUGGACUUCCUCAAAAAUGAACACUUUGCCAUCCCAGUGGUUUGUGACUCUGUUCAGCCUUCUUUGGAUCAUAAAGACUCUGAAGACACUGGACAGAAUCCAGUUAUAAAUAGUUCAGACAAGGAAAAAGACGAGGAUAUCCAUCUCUCAAAAUCAGAUGAAGUGGAUUCCUCUAUUCCUAAGGAGAAUUUCCCAAGUUCUCUCCCCAGGAGAGAAAGAGAAGAAAUGCCCUCUUCUUCUCCAUCAAGUAAAAACACAGUCCAUUUUGGUAAACCCAAUAGGAAAUUGUCUCCUGCUUUCCACCAAGCUCUACUUUCUUUUUGUCGAAUGUCAGCAGAUAGUCGUUUAGGAUCAGAGGUGUCUCGGAUUGCAGACAGUGAGAAAAGUGUCAUGUUAAUGCUGGGACGCUGCCUGCCACACAUUGUUCCUAAUGUGCUGUUGGCAAAGAGAGAGGAGUUGAUUCCCCUCAUAUUGUGUACAGCAUGCCUACAUCCUGAGCCUAAAGAAAGAGAUCAGCUUCUCCAUAUACUUUUCAAUUUGAUCAAGAGGCCAGAUGAUGAGCAGAGGCAAAUGAUACUGACAGGUUGUGUGGCGUUUGCACGCCAUGUUGGACCAACACGUGUAGAAGCUGAACUUUUACCGCAGUGCUGGGAACAGAUUAACCACAAAUACCCGGAAAGACGUCUACUUGUAGCAGAAUCCUGUGGAGCAUUAGCACCUCACCUUCCUAAAGAAAUCCGUAGCUCCUUGGUUCUCUCAAUGUUGCAACAAAUGUUAAUGGAAGAUAAGGCAGAUUUAGUAAGAGAAGCUGUGAUUAAAAGCCUUGGCAUCAUUAUGGGAUACAUUGAUGAUCCAGACAAAUACCAACAGGGUUUUGAAUUGCUGCUCUCAGCCUUGGGUGAUCCCUCAGAAAGAGUAGUUAGUGCAACACAUCAAGUAUUUUUACCGGCCUAUGCUGCCUGGACUACAGAACUUGGAAAUUUACAGUCUCAUCUUAUACCUACAUUGCUGAACAAGAUAGAAAAACUUCUCAGGGAAGGAGAGCACGGGCUGGAUGAACAUAAGCUCCACAUGUAUCUUUCCGCUUUGCAGUCCUUGAUCCCCUCUCUCUUUGCGUUAGUGCUGCAGAAUGCGCCUUUCUCCAGCAAAGCCAAGCUUCAUGGUGAAGUGCCACAGAUAGAAGUGACUAGGUUCCCUCGGCCUAUGUCGCCUCUUCAAGAUGUGUCUACUAUAAUUGGAAGUCGUGAGCAAUUGGCAGUGCUCUUACAACUUUAUGAUUACCAGCUGGAACACGAGGGUACAACAGGCUGGGAGACUUUACUGUGGGUUGUCAAUCAAUUGUUGCCACAACUUAUAGAAAUAGUUGGCAAAAUUAAUGUUACUUCAACUGCCUGUGUCCAUGAAUUCUCCAGAUUUUUCUGGCGCCUUUGCCGGACAUUUGGCAAAAUUUUUACAAACACUAAGGUCAAACCUCAGUUCCAGGAGAUUUUAAGACUGUCUGAAGAAAACAUUGAUUCCUCAGCAGGAAAUGGGGUCCUCACUAAAGCUACUGUCCCCAUUUAUGCAACAGGAGUCCUUACGUGUUAUAUUCAGGAAGAAGACCGAAAACUGUUAGUGGGAUUCUUAGAAGAUGUAAUGACCCUGCUUUCAUUAUCGCAUGCUCCUCUUGAUAGCUUGAAGGCUUCUUUUGUGGAACUGGGUGCAAAUCCAGCCUACCACGAGUUAUUAUUAACUGUUUUAUGGUAUGGUGUUGUCCAUACUUCAGCACUUGUGAGAUGUACCGCUGCUAGAAUGUUUGAGCUGACUCUUCGAGGCAUGAGUGAAGCGUUAGUUGACAAGCGGGUUGCUCCGGCCCUUGUUACCUUGUCCAGUGAUCCUGAAUUCUCUGUCCGGAUUGCCACAAUUCCGGCCUUUGGCACUAUUAUGGAAACGGUUAUUCAAAGAGAGUUGCUGGAAAGAGUGAAAAUGCAGUUGGCUUCUUUUCUGGAAGAUCCUCAGUACCAAGACCAGUAUUCUUUGCAUACAGAGAUCAUAAAAACAUUUGGUAGAGUUGGGCCUAAUGCAGAGCCAAGGUUCCGAGAUGAGUUUGUUAUACCACACUUGCAUAAGUUAGCCUUGGUGAACAACUUACAAAUUGUGGAUUCUAAAAGACUGGAUAUUGCCACCCAUCUUUUUGAAGCUUACAGUGCACUUUCCUGUUGUUUCAUUUCAGAGGAUUUAAUGGUUAAUCACUUUUUACCUGGUCUCAGAUGUUUACGGACCGACAUGGAGCAUCUUUCUCCGGAGCACGAGGUUAUUUUAAGUUCCAUGAUAAAGGAAUGUGAACAAAAAGUAGAGAACAAGACCGUCCAAGAGCCUCAAGGCUCAAUGUCAAUUGCUGCAAGCUUAGUGAGUGAAGAUACAAAGACCAAGUUUUUGAACAAAAUGGGCCAGUUGACAACAUCAGGUGCCAUGCUGGCCAAUGUGUUUCAGAGAAAGAAGUAAAAGCAGGAAGGAAGCCCCCAGUAAACACUAAGAUGGACCUCAAGCAGACUGGUUCCUUGUACUUGAAGUACUUGCCUUUUUUAUUUCCUUGUUUUAUGUUCUUGCAUUAUAAUUUUAUCCUAACCUCCAAAGAUAUUUGCACUGCUUUUGAUUAUUGCUGUAUAUCUGUUAAUUUUGGAGUUAUAACUGUGGUGAUAGAAAAUUGAGUUUAUAGUCUGUACCAAGUCCCUCUUCUGUGUUCUCGUCUUUCAGAAUAAUUUAUAUAUAUAUAUAUAUAUAUAUAUAUAUAUAUAUAUAUAUAUAGUGAAGAGGUUUUUUUUAAUUUUUGGAUGGGAUAUUAGCAAAUAUCUGUAUUAUACACUAAGCUAUUACAAUGGUACUUAAAAUAAUGUAAAUUUGAAGUCACUGUUAUAAAGUAAUAAAAGUGGAGAUUACUUAAGUAUUUAAAUUAUGAAAGAAUAAUACAGACUUUUUAUUGUUUCGUAACUGACUAGAAAGAGCCACCAGCAUUACUCUGUGCCUUUUGGACUUCAGUUUGUGUGUCCGUAGGAAUUGUAUGCAUUCCAUUCACACGGUGUUUUAUAAUGCCGUGAUGAAUUUGAGUUACAAAUCCUACAGUAAGUAGAUAAUAAUGAAACUUUCCACAUUUCAGAGCUCUCAUGAAUAUUCUUUAAGUGCUAUUCAAACCUCCCCAGCAUUUACAUGCAUAUAAUGGACUUACCUGAGGAAAGACCGCACAGUAACAUGGGGAGUGAUAACCAAGGUGAAUUUUACAAACUGAUGUGUAAUAGAUUUAAAUAUUCAAAAAUAAAUGUAAGUAAGAAGAGCUAAUAAUUGUGAAAUUCUUUCCCAAAUUUAAAUACACAGGAAAACAUGGUUUGAAUUUGAAAUUUAACACUUAUUUAUGUAAAAUAUUUUAUUUAAGAUAUUUUCUAACGAUUUUAAUUUCAGAGAUUAUCUUUUCAUUCUGUGUGUUACAAAGAAGUACCGAAAAGUUAAGGACAUUUGGGGGCUGCUUUUUUUCCCUCUAAACUAAAAACGACAUUAGCUAAAUUCUUAUUGGUUAGUUAACACCUUGUCCCUUAAAGUCAGUGACUAUUCUUGUGUUUGAUACAUAUUACACAGAGUCUUAAGUCAGUGUACAAUUCCACUGGAAUUUGAGAGUUGUCUAUAAAAUAAUGCAACUUGAAGUAGAGAAGAGUGGUACUGGCCAUAGAAGGGGGAUGAUUGGUUUGAGGGGUUAAUGUGAGGCCUUUUUGAAAAAAUGAAUAUUUUGAUAAAGAGAAUUCUUGUUUGAGCACAGUUGAUGCACAUAGGUGAUUCCCAUGUUUGUUGUAUAAACUGGUUUAAUACAUUUGGAACAUAGUUGGAUUACAUUCUCUUCCUGGGAAAGUUAGCUUACCACACAUUCAGGCUUAUAAAAUAAGUUGCCCUAGACAAAGCCAUUUAAAAAGUUCAUUCUGAAAUUAUUUCUUUUACCUAUAGUGAAAUAAUUGUUGAAAUUAGUCUUUCAGAAACUGUUGGAUUCUAGGCAUUCCUGAGAAAUUGAAAGUGGCUACCUUUCAUGUCAAAAAUGUUGAUCUAUUUAAAUAAACUGUUUUUGCAUACUUGUUUUUGUUUUGUUUUUGGCUAUGUGUAUUGUAUUUUCAUUUUGAAACACUAUAUAUCCUAUAUCCAAGCAGAAGGAAAUGAGAAAGCAUAUAUUCACUAAAACAUACUAAUAUGUUAUUUUAGGAAUAUAGUCUAUAUAAAUUAUUUAUUUAGUUUACUUUUACUAAAAACAGAUUGUUGCUAUAAAAUUAACAUAUUGCGGAGACAGUUUAAAGGAAGUGUUAAGGCUCUCAUUUACUUUGAAAUACAGUAGAAUAAAUAUGUCCAUUACCAGAUGAAUGACUAUAAUUAUUUUUAUUAAUUCAUGAAUCUAUUUAUCUAAACGCUAAUGGUUUCCUUAAAACACAACAGCUAGUAAGAUACACAGUGUGUUUCAAGGGAGUCUCCCUUAUGCUGUUCAAUAUCUUAAUGUCAGUAAGACUUCACAUUUAUUCUCACAGUUAUUUUUGAAGCAAACUGUAGAUUCUUUAAAGACAAGACAGACUAACCACACUGAUCACGGAGACUGUGUGUUCUUCCAAAACAGACCAUAAAACUCCCGUACCCACUCUUUUUUUAAACAAAUAAAAAUGGUACAAGUUUAAGUAUUCAACUUAACAAAAAAACGAAGUUUGCAAAGUAACGAAAAGCUAAUUUGAAAUUAUGCCUGUGUUUCUAAAGCAAGCCAGAGAUUAAAAUUUUUCCAAAACCCAGAAAUGCCAUCACUAGCAAUUUUGCUGAAUUAUUUCAAGAACGAUGCUUGAAUGGUAGCAACAUCUAACUUUAUAGAUCAAUGUCCUUGACCUUUAUUUGUUUGCAUCAGUCACCCCUUUUGAAAGAUUACUUUGCUAAACAUCAAGUGGACUUACAACCUGAAUGAAAUUGUAAGUAAUUUUAAUGAAAUUUCAAUUCAAGUUGCUGUCAAAUUUCUUAACAGAAAAAAAAAAAAAAAAAAAAAAACUGGUUCAAAUAAAUAGUCUGUGAUAAAGUUUGGGGAGGUGAAAUCACUGUAUUGAAUUGCCUUUUCAUGACCCCCAAUUUUUAAGAUAACCUAUUUUCAACCAUUACUGGAACUUUAAGAACAGAACUUUCUCUAGACACCAUCUUGUUGAUCUUUGAACUGUGAGAGCUAACUGCGGUGAAUAUCUUGUGUUGGUCACCAAUUUCUUAACUAUUUUUUGUAGAAAGAAUGUAUGUUUAAAGAGGUUUGUAAUUAGCAAUUUUAAUUCAUAAAGUUCUCUAGAUUGGCUAGGUAACAACAUUCCAACUUUGUGUCAGAUGUUAACUCUUUCAUAAGCAAACCAUGAAAUAAUUUUAGUUUUUCAUAUUAAUAGAUAUGUGUUUGAAAGUCCUAAUGUAACUUUACAGUGUGCUUGUUUUGUUACUAUUUUAUUUCAGUGCAUUUUUAAAAUAAUAGAUUAAAGAUAUUUGUUACUAAUAAAAUAUAAUGUAUCUGGUAGAUUUCUACACAUUGGCAAAUAACUGGAUUUUAGGCUAUUUUCAUACUACAUAUGGAUGUUUUGCAUGAAUUUCAUCUGUGGAAUUAGCACUCUAGUCAUAAUGUCUUGAAUGACACAUCAGUCUUUUCAUAUUUUCCCUUCAAAACUAUAAGAA
Messenger RNA from Panthera uncia (snow leopard), 7075 nucleotides. It is a transcript of the gene RELCH, whose product is annotated as RAB11 binding and LisH domain, coiled-coil and HEAT repeat containing. The record is from RefSeq and is a predicted model, not a curated record. Gene Ontology annotation, cellular component: recycling endosome; trans-Golgi network. Bases 227 to 3871 code for a protein of 1214 amino acids. NCBI's taxonomy places the organism in Eukaryota, Metazoa, Chordata, Mammalia, Carnivora, Felidae. The transcript has 29 exons. Gene Ontology annotation, biological process: intracellular cholesterol transport. Gene Ontology annotation, molecular function: protein binding.